Messenger RNA from Candoia aspera, 3040 nucleotides. RefSeq names its product zinc finger protein 397-like. NCBI's taxonomy places the organism in Eukaryota, Metazoa, Chordata, Lepidosauria, Squamata, Candoiidae. The transcript is spliced from 4 exons. Gene Ontology annotation, molecular function: DNA-binding transcription factor activity; RNA polymerase II cis-regulatory region sequence-specific DNA binding. The record is from RefSeq and is a predicted model, not a curated record. Bases 405 to 2510 code for a protein of 701 amino acids. Gene Ontology annotation, biological process: regulation of transcription by RNA polymerase II.
GGAAGCGGGAUGGGCCCCGGAAGGAAGGGAAGAGCAGCAUCGCCGCCAGGGCCAGAGCCUCCUUCGCCCGAAGCCACCGCCUUCUCCCGCUAGGGCUGCUCGGCGCGUCCUCCGGGCCGCCUCCCCUUUCCAGCAGCGCGUCGCGAUCCGGAGCGGAGAAGACGCGCGGAGAGCAGGCGGGACGCGCCCCCGUCCCUCCCUUUCUAAUGGGGCUUGCUGGGAACGAGGGGCGGCUGCUUGUUGUCUCGGUCGCCAGCCCGGGCCCCCGCACCCCCGCCCCGACGCCGGCCCCGCCGGGGCGAAGCAGAUCCCGGGGAUCGCGGCCUUUGGGCUCUUGAGAAGGUGGCCUGCCUCGAGUUCUCUUGGACCGACUUCCAGGACCAACUGUGUAGCCAGGAAGAAAAAUGCAGGCAACCAGAAGCUCUGAGCAAGCUCCAGGGGAGAAAAUGGAGGAAGGAGGAGGAGGCUCUCGUGUUCUCCAGGGGGGCUGUGUUGGAAGAAUUCCAUCCUGUGUGGAUCCCCUGCAGAUUAAAGGAGAGCCAGAUGGGGAGAUGGAUUCAGAAGUUCCAUGGCAAGAUAUCCAGAAGGGAAUUCAUUCAAAAGAAAGUCAACCUCAGCUGCCUGGAUAUGAAGAGUGGGAUGGCCAGAAUUCUUCAACCACGUUGUUAGAGGCCAUUGCUCGUGCCAACCCAGGGCUUGGAGGAACGGUUGUGUCUGAAACCCUGCCAGGCUUUAGUAGGAAAGCUCAUGCCGUCUCUGAAAGCUUGGAUUCUUCUCUGAAAGCUGGAGAUGGAAUACUAGAUAAAGACAAGAUCAACUUGGAGAGAUUGUGCCGGCGAUUCAGGCAGUUCCGCUAUCAGGAAGCUGAGGGACCCCGAGAAGCAUUUGGACGCCUCCAGGACCUCUGCCAUCAGUGGCUGAAGCCUGAGAGUCACACAAAGGAGCGGAUUUUACAGCUGGUGAUCCUGGAACAGUUCUUGGCAAUUCUGCCACCAGAGAUGCGGAACUGGGUUAGGGAAGACAACCCGGAGACCUGUCUCCAAGCGGUGGCCCUAGCAGAAGAUUUCUUGCUGUGGAAGGAGGAAUCUGAAAUGCAAGAAGAGAAGGCCAAUUCCUCUAAAGUAAAACAGCCUCUGUUGGAAACAGGAAAGAAGGCAGCUGAGCAAAGGGCUGAUUGGCAGAUCCACUUGUUAGAAAUGGCUGAAAACAAGAGGAAGCCAUUUGUGGAAGAAGUUUCUCAGCUGAUGGAGCUUACUGGAGUUCCAUUUGAUAAAGCCAAGCGAGAACUUUUCUUCUUUCCCCCAAUAGGAAGCAUACCAAAAUGUCAGCAGGAGACAGAGAGGAAUGAAGGAAGGCCCUUAGACCAAGGAGGAGCAGAAAAACCUACCAGUGAGAAAGAGGAUGACAAAUUCUUCAGCCAAAACAUCUGGAAGGGAAUGCCCAGGGAAGAUGCUCAUGACUUUCCUCAGUAUCAGAAAAUGGAAGCUGAAAAAAAUCCAUCCCAACGUAAUGAUGAUGGUGAAAGUUGGGAGUCAGGUUCUGAGCAGAACAACCAAAUGAGAACAGAGUCAACCGUGAAUAGUCAGGAUGGGUUGAAUCAAAAGGUUCAUCAAAGUAAUCUGCAGAGAAUCCCUGUUGGAGGGAAUCCAUCUAAAUGUUCUGAAUGUGGACACAAUUCCAGUCAGACCUUAGAUCUGAGGGCAGGUAGUCUCUGUAUAUGUUUGAACUGUGGCAAAAGCUUUAUUUCAGGUUCAGCUCCAGGGAAGCAAGAGAAUUCAUACAGUGAAGGGAACCCACCUAAACAUUCAGAACGUGAGAAAAUGGCUCCACAGCCUCCUGACCUUCCAACGGGAGAGAAACCGUACGUGUGCACGGAUUGUGGGAAAAACUUCAGCUUCAGGUCAAGUCUUGCCCGCCACCAAAGGCUCCACACCGGAGAGAAACCAUACAAGUGUUUAGACUGUGGGAAGAACUUCAGCCAGAGUUCGAACCUCCUAAACCACCAGAGAACCCACACGGGGGAGAAGCCAUACAGCUGCCCCAACUGUGGGAAGUCUUUCAGCAACAGUUCCAGCCUUACAUCCCACGAGAGAACUCACAGAGGAGAGAAACCGUACAAGUGUGCCAGCUGUGGGAAAUUCUUCAGCUGUAACUCCGUGCUCCGAAUCCACGAAAGGAUUCACACAGGGGAGAAGCCGUACCUGUGUCUGGAGUGUGGGAAAAGCUUCAGCCGGCGGGAAUUCCUCAUCGGCCAUCAAAGGACUCACACCGGGGAGAAGCCGUACCAAUGCGCAGAAUGUGGGAAGAGCUUCAGUCAGCGGUCGAACCUGAUUAAUCAUCAGAGAAGCCACACGGGAGAGAAGCCAUUUGAGUGCUUGGACUGCGGGAAAAGGUUCAGCCACAAAGCGUCCCUCCUGAAACACGAGAGGAACCACGCGCACGGGCCGGCCGUGGGAAAGGGAUCAUCCAGAGUUGAUGCUGCUGCAGCGCACGUGGUGGGACAUGACUAGGCAGCGUAGCAUAGAGAUGGGGUACUUUUCCUCAAGCGUUGUCAACAAGCAGAAACCCCACACAGGAAUGACACAAGUUUGUUAGAGCCACCUUCCUUUGAAGCUAACCAUUUUUUUUGCCUAAAAUAACACAGAACGAGGAAUUAAUAGAACUGCAGUGUUGAGGAAGGGAAUGUUUAUGAGAGGCCAAGCUUCCCCUUAUGGUCUCUCUAUUUCCAUUGUCUAAUUGUGGCGGGUUGUUGUUUGUUUUGUUUUUUUGCAUCCAAAAUGUCAUCUGCCUGGCACAGAAGAAAGGUAUCUGCAAGCUUGAAACGCUGAGGUUUGCAGACGUGCAAAAUAUUAAAAUAAAUGGGGCUCCCCCCUGCCCAAAAAAGACACCAGUAAAGGCUGAGCAUGCUCAGUAACCACUGGGAAGGUGGGUGGGAGGGAUAAGGCAAUGGUGUUCCCUGAAAAAGAGCAUGGCUGACCAGAUGGUCACUAGUUCUUGGUGUUCCUAAUUUCUGCCACAUCCUGAACAGUGCCAUGGAUUC